UGCUUUUGAUUGUUACAGUCGUAUGGGGCACAGGAAGAUUUCGUCUGCAUGCCACGAAUUGUAGAAUAAUGUUUUUUGUAGUAGGGCCUGUAUUACUGUAUUUGCCAUUCGUUUUUAUUUUGCUUUAUAUUUCAAUUAACUAUUUUGUGAAGGGUAAAAAUUCAGUAUGUAUCGUUGUACUUGGUGAUUUGGGAAGGAGCCCAAGAAUGUUGUACCACACGUCAUCCUUUGCAAAAGAAGGCUUCCACGUUGAUUUGGUUGGUUACGGUGGAUCUAAACUGCCUGAUUCUAUUAGAAGAAACAAAGACAUCAGAAAGUAUUUAUUGCCAGAUGUCCCUGCUUUUUUAAAAUAUUGUCCCCGACUUCUGGUAUUCAUAUUGAAAGUAAUAUUUCAAAGCAUAACACUUGGUGUAACAUUGUUAUUUUCACCAAAAGCUGGUUUCAUAAUGAUACAGAAUCCACCAUGCAUACCUACCUUGGCAGUUUGCUGGCUUGUUUGUUGGCUGAGAGGAAGUAAAUUGGUGAUAGAUUGGCAUAACUAUGGAUACACAAUCCUUAGCUUAGGGGUUGGUGAACAGCAUACACUGGUCAAAAUUGCAAAAUGGUAUGAAUUCUUUUUUGGAAGAUUUUCAGCAGUUAAUUUUUGUGUGACCAAUGCAAUGAGGACAGAUUUAAGUUCAUUAGGAAUAAGUGCCAAUACUUUGUAUGAUAAGGCACCUGAAGAAUUUAAGAAAACACCAGUUGAAGAUAAACAUAAGCUGCUUCUAAAACUAUCAGAAACAUAUGACAUCUUUGUACCAGAUAAAAAACCUGAAAAAUACAAAGAAGAAACAGUAUUGACAGUUAAACAGUCUGAUGGAAAAAUUGUUAACAGACAAGACAGACCUGCAUUCUUAAUAAGUAGUACCAGCUGGACAGAGGAUGAGGAUUUUGGAGUAUUACUACAAACUUUGCAUGAGUAUGAGAUAGCAGCAGAUACUAAGGAUAACAAAUUACCAGAUGUUGUUUGUGUCAUAACAGGAAAAGGUCCACAGAAAGAAUAUUACAAAGAGAAGAUAGAAAAAGCUGAAUGGAAACAUGUAAAGAUUUGUCUCCCCUGGUUGGAAUCAGAAGAUUAUCCCGUACUUCUAGGAUCAGCUGAUUUAGGUGUUUGUUUACACACUUCAUCCAGUGGGUUAGAUCUGCCAAUGAAAGUGGUUGAUAUGUUUGGUUGUGGUGUACCUGUAUGUGCUAUUGAUUAUAAUUGUAUAUCAGAACUGGUUCAACAUAAUCAUAAUGGCUUAGUUUUUAGUAAUAGUAAACACUUGCUUCAGCAGAUAAAGAUUCUUUUAGAUGACUUUCAUACUGGACAGAAAAGGCUGACAGAAAUGAGAGAAAAAUUGGAAAUAUUUCAAGCUAUCAGAUGGCAUGAGUCAUGGAAAAAGACAGUUUUACCUUUAUUUACUAGUGAAAAACUUAAGGUCCACUGAAAUCUAGUGUACAAUCAUUUCACAUGUGGUGGUCUUACCUUAGCUGGAUUUUAGUACAGCUGUCUAACAUUAAAACUAGAAACACAACACGUUUCUUAAAUUAUAAGAAAUAAGAAAUACAUCUAAACUAACUAGGUGCAGGUUAUCAUUGUUCUCUUCACAUUGUUGAUAUGUUUCAUAUGGAACUUAUCUAAUGGCAGACUUUACACUGCUGCAUAUUUAAUGCAAACUUAGAGCUUGGUAUUUUGAUAAAUUUAGAUAAUCUAUCUGUGCCUUUUAAGCGUUGUUAUUUUGUACAUUUUUUUUUAUUUUCUACUUAAUUUUGAUGACUAUUGUGCAUUUUGUAUAGUAAAUGUCCAUGAAAAUUGAUACCAUAGAAACAUGUAUUGCUUUGUUUUCAAAGUUAUUAUUUGUGUGGUACUGUGCUUCAAACAAAAAAAUGUGCAAGUGGGACCUUAGUAUUAUCAUAAUAAUGCCUUCCAUCCUCAUGAUAGACUUCACCAGUAAAUAAGAAACUUGAAAUAAUGUGAAAUAAACCUAUGCUUUUCUCCACAGACAAAUAAAUACAGCAUGUUCCCACAAAUUAUUCUUUAUAACAUUAAAAGAUCAAGGACCAAUGUAAUACUUUAUUUAAUUUUUGUCUCGCCUGCCAGUAUGCAAGACAUUGUCAUUACUAUCCAGCAGAUUGUAGUAAAACCUUCAUCUUGAAGACUUUCAACAAGAAAUAAAUGGUCUGUAAGGUAGUGAUUUAUUUCAGCCUCAUGUGCACUCAUGUUUAUAAGUAAUAUCAUCUUAAAAACUGACUUAGGAAUUUCUUUAAUUUUUAAAAUUUAAAUGUUAGAGAUUUUGUGUUAAUGAAUCAAUACAUUGCAUGUUUUUUUAAAUGUUAAGACUAAUUAAUCAAAGAGUUUAUAUCAUAGUUCAAAUUAUACAUUUAAAUUUGCAGCAAUUUACAAACAGAUUUGGUACAUAUUUUCAAUUAACAUUGAAAACCCUGUUGUUAUGAAUGUAGACAAUUUAGGGAUAUUAUAUUGUGUUAUUUAUUUAAGUGAUAAUGCUUUAUGUGUCAUGCAUUGGAACUGAAUAAAUGUUUGAUAUAAA
Messenger RNA from Mytilus trossulus (common blue mussel), 2570 nucleotides. Its product is annotated as chitobiosyldiphosphodolichol beta-mannosyltransferase-like. Gene Ontology annotation, molecular function: mannosyltransferase activity. The transcript has 13 exons. Bases 69 to 1469 code for a protein of 466 amino acids. Gene Ontology annotation, cellular component: endoplasmic reticulum. The record is from RefSeq and is a predicted model, not a curated record. NCBI's taxonomy places the organism in Eukaryota, Metazoa, Mollusca, Bivalvia, Mytilida, Mytilidae.